UCUAACGUUAAUUUUUUUUUAAAAAAAGAUUUCGAUUCUCUGCUGAACCAAAAGUUAUUCUGAUAACUUUUUCUAAUUUUUUAGAAGAUUUUUUGCACGUAUAGUAGAAUCAGAAUUUUGUGUGUAGCCUGUAGACACUUCUUCGUUGCAGGUUCAGGCUUGGAUACCCAUCAUGCGCCGUGCCAUCAUUUUGUCGAGUACUAAGUCAGUACUUUGUGAAAUUUGUUGGCGACGUUGACUAGAUUUUUGAGCUUGUUCCUGCACUUUUGUUUGCAAUAUUGUCGCUGUAAUCAGUGUAAUGGAUUCGUCCCAUGAUGUUCCCCCAGCACCGAACGAUCCAGAAAUACGGAAAAUAAUCGAGACACUGGCGCAUUAUGUGGCAAAGAACGGAUCUCAGUUCGAAAUUAUGGUACGUGAGCGCGAGAAGAAUAACGCGCAGUUCUUUUUCCUCCGAGGUGGUGACUAUCACCGAUACUACACCUACUGUUUAUCGACCGAGCAUAAGAAACUCGCGGGGCCUGGUGCGAGCGCCCCGGCGUCUUUUCCACCACAGAACGGAGCCCCAUCUGUCCGACCCAUGAUGCAGCAGCCGCCACCGCAGCCGAUCCAGUCCACCGUACCGCCGGCCAGCAUCCCGACAUUCCCUCCUCCGCAGCGCCCUAAUCAAAUUCCUCCCGGCCCCUCCGUACCGGGAUCUUUCGCUCCGCCUAACAAUUUUUCCUCGGCUGGUCCGGAAUCUCAAGAUUUCUCAAAUCCCUACCAGUAUCCCCCUCCGCGGAUGUUCGCCCCUCCUCCUUGGACCCAGGGGGGCAUGGAGGGUCCGCGCUUACCCCCCGAUUUUGCCCCGCAGCAAGGGUUUGGUGCGUUCCCGCCGAUUCGCUCUCGCUUCUCGCAAGGGCCUCCGCCAGGUGUACCGCCGCCCUUUCAGGGGCCCCCUCGUCCGAUGUUCGGCCCGCCACCCAGUUAUGGACCGUUAGGCCAACCAGAGGGACCCUUUCGACCCGGGUUCCCUCCCCGUUUUCCGCCUUUCCAUGCCGGUGGACCACCUUUUCCUCCGCAGGAUGACGGUUCUGGGCAACUGCCUCCGCCUGAGCGGCCGGCUGUGCCGGAGCGGCCGUGGUAUGAUUUACCCGCCGGCAUCAUGAUGCUAUUCAUUAAAACGGAGGAGAAUAGCUACCGCAGUUUAGAUCCCAAAACCAUGAUGAUUCCUCCGCCGCAGUUGAUAACGGAAAAAAGCGUCCGGGCCAUGGAUGCUUUCUACGCUCCGCCGACCCCGUCGCUUCCCCGGAAUGCGGAAGGAUGGGAAAAACUGGGUCUGUAUGAUUUUUACAAAGCCAAGGAUGCCGCUCGCCGGGCAGCACAGCGUGGAGACGCCGUUGAGCAGUACAAACCAGGCAGAUCACGUUCCGGCAGUCCGCGCUCACCGUAUUCCUCUCGAUCCAGAUCCUCGUCGCGCUCGCGUUCCAGAAGCCGCUCCAAAUCAAGAAGCCGGUCUGGAUCACCGCCCAGAAGCCACUCUAGGUCGUCGACUUCCCCCUCUAAGCGCCAACGAAGAAGUAGAUCGCGCUCAUAGAAUUAUUUAUGGGAAAACAAAUUUUUGUAAUUGUUUCUUUGCAAAAUUUGUUAAGAAGCUUGUUAUUAACAAGUAUUUUGCGAUAAUUGGUAUGUAGCACCUUACGAUAUUUUGUUGUUUGAUUUGUUUCUUUGAUUAUGGUUUAUGGAAAAAAACGGUGCCUUCUCGAAUGACUCUCCUGCUCGUCGGUGAAGUUGGCCUAAUUGCGAUCGCUGAAACCAGUUGUUCCAGCAUCUUUUUAUUAAACAGCAGCCCUAAGAAAAAUAUUUGAGUCUUCCUGUUAAAUUUUGUAAUAUCUUUCAUUUAAGUGAUUUUGAUGUGGGCACUGGGCAGUGGAACUAUAGUUUUCACUUUUCAGUGAAACUUUAUCCGCCGUGGUUGAUAUACCGAUAAC
Paramacrobiotus metropolitanus is the source of this 1967-nucleotide messenger RNA. Its product is annotated as calcium homeostasis endoplasmic reticulum protein-like. Gene Ontology annotation, molecular function: RNA binding. Gene Ontology annotation, biological process: intracellular calcium ion homeostasis; RNA processing. The coding region runs from base 299 to 1573 and encodes 424 amino acids. Gene Ontology annotation, cellular component: perinuclear region of cytoplasm. The record is from RefSeq and is a predicted model, not a curated record. The transcript is spliced from 3 exons. Lineage: Eukaryota; Metazoa; Tardigrada; Eutardigrada; Parachela; Macrobiotidae.